Messenger RNA from Venustampulla echinocandica, 3030 nucleotides. RefSeq names its product Beta-galactosidase. The record is from RefSeq and is a predicted model, not a curated record. NCBI's taxonomy places the organism in Eukaryota, Fungi, Ascomycota, Leotiomycetes, Helotiales, Pleuroascaceae. Gene Ontology annotation, molecular function: beta-galactosidase activity. Gene Ontology annotation, cellular component: vacuole. Gene Ontology annotation, biological process: carbohydrate metabolic process. The transcript is spliced from 11 exons. Bases 1 to 3030 code for a protein of 1009 amino acids.
AUGAUGUUCCUACGCGGCCUGACAUGUAUCGCCCUUGCGGCGCAAGCUGCUGCUUUGUCAAUUGGCGGAAGGCAUAUGACUGUUGAGCGGGGCAGUGAUGGAUUGCAGGAUAUCGUUACGUACGAUGAGCACUCUUUGAUGGUUCAUGGAGAAAGGGUCUAUGUAUUCUCGGGCGAAUUCCACCCCUACCGUUUACCAGUCCCCGAUCUGUGGCUUGACGUCUUCCAAAAAGUCAAGGCGUUAGGCUUCAAUGCAGUUUCGUUCUACGUCCACUGGGCAUUGCUGGAGGGGGAGCCAGGAACAUAUUCAGCAGAUGGAAUCUUCGCUUUUGAGCCUUUUUUCGACGCCGCAAAGGAGGCCGGGAUCUAUCUCAUUGCUCGUCCAGGACCGUACAUCAAUGCUGAAGUUACCGGUGGAGGGUUUCCGGGCUGGAUACAACGCCUUAAAGGCCAGCUCCGAACCCGGGCGCCUGAUUUCCUCGAGGCAACAGACAACUACAUGGCACACAUUGGUAAAGCAAUUGCCAAAGCACAGAUCACAAACGGUGGCCCUGUUAUCCUCGCUCAACCGGAGAAUGAGUACACAGGGGCAAGCGGACAGGUGACUGGGGGGUUCCCUGAUCCCGAAUUUUUUGCCUACGUUCAGAAGCAGCUUAGGGAUGCGGGAGUUGUUGUACCAUUGAUUAGCAAUGACGCCUCUCCGAAAGGACUUUUUGCACCUGGCAAAACCACUAACGGAACCGCUGAAGCCAAUGUCGAUAUUUACGCUCAUGACGGCUAUCCCUUGGGAUUCGAUUGCGCCCAUCCUUACACUUGGCCUUCCGGAGCUCUCCCAACCAACUGGCAUGCAACCCAUGAGGAUCAAAGUCCCGCUACUCUCUACUCUAUCAUGGAGUUUCAGGGCGGUUCGUUUGAUCCAUGGGGUGGGCUUGGUUUUGCUCAAUGCUCUGUCCUACUGAAUAUGGAGUUCGAACGGGUUUUCUAUAAAAAUAAUUUUGCUUCUGGUGCUACUUUAUUGAACAUUUAUAUGAUCUAUGGCGGAACAAACUGGGGAAAUCUAGGUCAUGCAGGUGGCUAUACAAGUUAUGACUAUGGCUCCAGUAUCGAUGAAAAUCGCCAAAUAAAUCGAGAGAAAUACAGCGAGCUGAAGCUUGAAGCAAACUUUCUCAAGGUUUCUCCAGCGUUCCUGACGGCAUCAGUUGGCAAGGGUGUGACGGGAAGCUAUUCGGACUCCUCAACGAUAUUCACCACUCCAAUAUUGGGCAAUGGAAGCGCUACAAACUUCUACGUGGUCAGACAUAGUGACUUCCAGAAAACGACAUCCGCAACAUACAAAAUGAACCUGAAAACCAGCCAUGGAACUCUCUCGCUCCCUCAGCUAGAUGGCAGUUUGACAUUAAGCGGCAGAGAUUCCAAAUGGCAUGCAACUGACUACGAUUUGGGCGGAACCAACCUCCUUUACUCUACAGCUGAAAUAUUUACUUGGAAGAAGUUCGACAAGAAGACAGUGUUAGUUGUCUACGGCGGGCCAGGUGAACAACAUGAGCUAGCAAUUGUCACGGAUAGCACAGCAAAACAGGUUGAGGGCAGCGGAGUCACCGCCAAAUCUGCCAAGGGCACUGUCAUUCUGAACUGGAAGACGUCUACCACCCGCCAAGUUGUACAGGUAGGUGAUGUCUUAGUGUAUAUCCUGGACCGCAACACUGCCUACAACUAUUGGGUUCCUGAUUUCGCGAGGACUGAUGAAUGGGGCACUUACACCUCAAACGUGGGUAAAAGGUCAUCAGUGAUUGUUGAAGCAGGGUACCUCGUGCGCUCAGUAUCUAUUAAAGGGAAUGUAUUGAACAUUGACGGCGACCUCAAUGCUACGGUACCAAUUAAAGUGAUCGGAGCGCCCGCCAACACCAAGGAACUCCGUUUCAACAAUGACAAACUGGACUUCACAACUGAUUCAGUAACUGGAGAAUUGUCUUCUACCCUUAAAUACGCUUCUCCCAAGCUUAGCGUACCUGACUUGUCGAAGUUGGACUGGAAGUACCUGGACAACCUUCCAGAGAUUCAAACCUCCUAUGAUGAUUCUGCAUGGACGGCGGCCAGCCAUACUACAUCCAACAACCCAUAUACCUUGCAGACACCAACAUCGUUGUUCUCCUCCGACUACGGGUACCAUACCGGAGUCCUGGUCUACCGUGGCCAUUUCGUAGCCAAAGGAGACGAGUCAACAUUCAAGAUUACGACGCAAGGAGGAAGUGCUUCCGGCUCUUCAGUGUGGCUAAACUCAACAUAUAUUGGCUCUUGGGCAGGAAUAGACGCCGCCACCGCACAUAGCGCAAGCUAUACCCUCCCUAACCUCUCAGCUGGAAAGUCGUACGUCUUCACUGUCGUCGUAGACAACAAUGGCCUGGAUGAGAAUUGGGUCGUCGGCCCAGAUGAGAUGAAGCACCCUCGUGGAAUCCUCAACUACUCUCUUAAUGGGCGAGCACAAUCUGACAUUACAUGGAAAUUGACGGGAAACCUGGGCGGGGAGUCAUAUAUCGACAAAGCACGUGGACCCUUGAAUGAAGGCGGGUUAUAUGCCGAACGUCAGGGUUUCACACAACCUAAUCCACCGAAUGAGAAAUGGGUCGCAGGAAACCCUGAGACGGGCAUCGACAAAGCUGGCAUUGCAUUUUACCAAACUAGCUUUGACUUGGACUUGCCUGAGAAUUAUGAUAUCGCUCUCAGCUUCAAAUUCGGGAACACGACAAUUAAUAACGUUGUUGCGGACUACAGGGCACAGUUAUGGGUCAAUGGAUACCAGUUUGGAAAGUAUGCGAACAAUAUUGGGCCGCAAUCCGAGUUCCCUGUUCCUCAAGGUAUACUUAACUAUCACGGCGAGAACUGGUUGGCCAUCGAACUCUGGGCUCAACAGUCUUCAGGGGCCCAUUUGACAGAUUUCACGCUCCAAGCUGGUACUCCAAUUCGGACGUCUAUGAACGCUCCCAAAAUGGCUCCGGUACCCAGCUACAAACACAGAAAGGACGCGUACUAG